This is a messenger RNA of Vanderwaltozyma polyspora DSM 70294, 2970 nucleotides long. RefSeq names its product 6-phosphofructokinase subunit alpha (gene PFK1). Gene Ontology annotation, molecular function: identical protein binding; ATP binding; monosaccharide binding. Gene Ontology annotation, cellular component: mitochondrion; 6-phosphofructokinase complex; cytoplasm. The record is from RefSeq and is a predicted model, not a curated record. The transcript has a single exon. Lineage: Eukaryota; Fungi; Ascomycota; Saccharomycetes; Saccharomycetales; Saccharomycetaceae. Gene Ontology annotation, biological process: fructose 1,6-bisphosphate metabolic process; fructose 6-phosphate metabolic process; canonical glycolysis. Bases 1 to 2970 code for a protein of 989 amino acids.
AUGCAAUCUCCAAAUAUCUGCUAUGGUGUGGCAUUUAGAUCAUUAGCUACUGCUGAUAAUGAUUUAUUUCACCAAACCGUUAAAUUUUAUCAUUCUCUAGGUUUCUCUACAAUUAAAGAUUUCGACAAAUUUAGACAUGGCCAAAACUCUUUGUUAGCCUCUGGUACUUCAGAUGGUUCAAUGAAGGAAGUUUGGUUGGAAGCCUUCAAAUUAAGCGAAGUCGAUGAAUCAGGUUUCAGAAUCCCUCAACAAGAAGCAUCAAACAGACACCAAAGUCAAGGUGCUUUGUUGAAGUUGCGUUUGAUUAUGGACAGAGAAUCUCAUCACGCUGAUAUCAUUAAAACUCCAGUUACUUCAUCAAUUACCUACUUCUCUACCGAAUUAGACCAAAUCUUGUCCACUUUCUCAAAUGCCGUCAAGAUUUCUGACUCUUUGGUCUCUUUGGUCGACCCAUUGGGCAACGAAAUUUACUUCUCUUCUUUUGCUAAUGCCAACGAUACCCAACCAACUGAUAAGAAAUACUAUUUGAACCCAUCUCCAGAAGAAUUAGCUAAAGACAAAAUUGCUUUAGAAGCUGCUACCAUCUUGAAACAAUCUGUCUCUACUAAUGGUAUCAAGAAGAAGCUUGCUGUUAUGACCUCUGGUGGUGAUUCCCCAGGUAUGAAUGCUGCUGUUCGUGCUGUCGUCAGAGCAGGUAUCCACUACGGUUGUGACGUUUACGCUGUUUACGAAGGUUACGAAGGUUUGCUAAGAGGUGGUCAAUAUUUGAAGAAGAUGGAAUGGGAAGACGUCAGAGGUUGGUUAAGUGAAGGUGGUACUUUAAUCGGUACUGCUCGUUCCCUAGAUUUCAGACAACGUUGGGGUCGUAAACAAGCCGCUGGAAACUUGAUUUCUGAAGGUAUCGAUGCUCUUAUCGUCUGUGGUGGUGACGGUUCUUUAACUGGUGCCGAUUUAUUCAGACAUGAAUGGCCAUCUUUAGUCGAAGAGUUAGUUAAAGAUGGUAAAUUCACCCAAGAACAAGUCGAACCAUACAAGAACUUGACCAUUGUUGGUUUAGUCGGUUCCAUCGAUAACGAUAUGUCUGGUACUGAUUCUACCAUUGGUGCUUACUCUUCUUUAGAAAGAAUCUCUGAAAUGGUUGACUACAUCGAUGCUACAGCUAAAUCUCACUCCAGAGCUUUCGUUGUUGAAGUCAUGGGUAGACACUGUGGUUGGUUAGCUUUAAUGGCUGGUAUCGCUACUGGUGCUGAUUAUAUCUUCAUUCCAGAAAGAGCUUCUCCAAAGGGUAAGUGGGAAGAUGACUUAAAGGAAGUUUGUAAGAGACACAAGAGUAAAGGUAGAAGAAACAUCACAGUCAUUGUCGCUGAAGGUGCUUUAGAUAACGAAUUGAACCCAAUUACUGCUGAAGAUGUUAAGAACGUCUUAGUCGAAUUAGGUUUGGAUACCAGAGUUACUAUCUUGGGUCACGUCCAAAGAGGUGGUACUGCUGUCGCUCAUGAUAGAUGGUUAGCUACUUUACAAGGUGUUGAUGCUGUUAAGGCUGUUUUGGAAAACACACCAGAAACUCCAUCUCCAUUGAUCGGUAUUAACGAAAACAAGAUUGUCAGAAUGCCUUUAGUCGAAUCUGUCAAGUUGACUGGUUCCGUUGCUACUGCUAUUGCUGCCAAGGACUUCGACAAAGCCAUUUCUUUAAGAGACCCAGAAUUCAUUGAAUUAUACGAAAAUUUCUUAUCCACUACUGUCAGGGAUGAUGGUUCUGAAUUGUUACCAGAAGAUAAGAGAUUGAACAUCGGUAUCGUCCAUGUCGGCGCUCCAUCUGCUGCUUUGAACGCUGCUACCCGUGCUGCCACCCUAUACUGUUUGUCUCAUGGUCACAAACCAGUUGCUAUCUUGAAUGGUUUCAGUGGUUUAAUUCAAACUGGUGAAGUUAAGGAAUUAUCCUGGUUAGAUGUUGAAAACUGGCACAAUUUGGGUGGUUCCGAAAUUGGUACCAACAGAUCUGUUGCUGCUGAAGACAUGGGUACCAUUGCAUACUAUUUCCAAAAGAACAAGUUGGAUGGUUUAAUCAUCUUAGGUGGUUUCGAAGGUUUCAGAUCUUUGAAACAAUUACGUGAUGCUAGAGAAAAAUACCCAAUCUUCAACAUUCCAUUAGUAUUGAUCCCAUCAACCGUUUCUAACAACGUUCCAGGUACUGAAUACUCUUUAGGUGUUGAUACCUGUUUGAAUGCUUUAGUCCAGUACACUGAUGAAAUUAAACAAUCUGCCUCUGCUAGUAGAAGAAGAGUUUUCGUUGUUGAAGUUCAAGGUGGUCACUCUGGUUACAUUGCUACUUUCACCGGAUUGGUUACUGGUGCCGUCUCCGUUUACACACCAGAAGACAAGAUCAACUUGGCAUCCAUCCAAGAAGAUAUUGCCUUAUUGAAGGAAAACUUCUCCCACGAUAAAGGUGAAAACCGUAACGGUAAGAUUUUGAUCAGAAAUGAAGAAGCCUCAUCUGUAUACAGCACUGAUAUGAUUUCAGAUAUCAUCAGUGAAGCCUCCUCCAAGAAGUUCGGUGUCAGAACCGCUAUUCCAGGUCACUUCCAACAAGGUGGUUCUCCAUCUUCUAAAGAUCGUGUUAUCGCUUCUCGUUUUGCUGUCAGAUGUAUCAAAUUUAUUGAACAAUGGAAUGAAAGAAACCAAAAGACUGGUGAAAACAUUGAUUCUAAGGUUUUGAGAUUUACAUUCAACGACCAAGCCGAAAAAAUACCAACUGUAGAACACGAAGAUGACUCAGCUGCUGUCAUCUGUGUCAACGGUUCCGCUAUCUCUUUCAAGCCAGUUGCUGAAUUAUGGGAAAACGAAACCAAUGUUGCAUUGAGAAAGGGUCAUGAAGUUCACUGGACUGAAUUCAAGGAAAUUAACGAUGUUCUAUCCGGUAGAAUCAGAUUAAGAGCUGAAAUCGCCGAAUCUGCUAACGAAUCCCAAUAA